This is a messenger RNA of Aegilops tauschii subsp. strangulata, 939 nucleotides long. Its product is annotated as scarecrow-like protein 3. NCBI's taxonomy places the organism in Eukaryota, Viridiplantae, Streptophyta, Magnoliopsida, Poales, Poaceae. The record is from RefSeq and is a predicted model, not a curated record.
AUGUGCCCGGUCCUCCGCCUCUCCGGGACCACGACGAACUACACCAUCAUCAAUGUAGCUCGGACGGAGAGGAAUGCCGUGCUCCACGUCGUCGAUCUCGGCGGAGCUGACGCCGCUCAGUGGCUUCUAGUCCUCCUCCUCUUUGCCAAGCGUCUGGGAGCGGGCGCACAUAACCAAAUCCUCCGUCUGACCAUUGUCAACGAGGAGGACGAGUUCCUAUCCGUCACACGUGGGCUCCUCGCCUGGGAAGCCGAGAGCCUGCACAUCGGCUUCCAGUUCCACCCGGUGAAACUCCACAUCAAUCAGCUGCUCAGCAUCGAGCCCCUCAAUUUCAUGAGCGACGAAGCACUAGUCAUCGUCUCCACCCUACAGCUCCACCGUCUGCUCGCCGACGAGUUUGUAGAAGUGGCUGCUCAUCCUCACGACAGGAAAGGAAAAGUACAGGCCCAUGCUACAAUGACGAGGGCCGACGCGCUCCUCCGCGACCUAGCGGAGCUAUCGCCGAAGCUCAUGUUGGUGACGGAGCAGGAGGCCGACCACAACGACGAGUUCAUGGGCCGGUUCGACAAUGCGCUCAACUACUACGGGGCCCUGUUUGAUGCCCUGGAGGAGAGCAUACCUGCACGCGGGUUGGCAAUCGAGCGGUCGGACAUGGAACGAUGCCUGCUCCUGCAAGAGAUCAGGGAUAUCGUUGCAUGUGAUGGCGCGCAGCACCGGGAGCGCCAUGAGCGGAUGGUGAAGUGGGCGGAGCGGAUGAAGGCCGCCGGAUUCGCGUCUGCGGCGAUGAGCGCAGACGCAGUGGCGCAAACGGUGAUGCUGGGGCAGAUGGUGACCGGCUGCAGGAGGGAGUACAGGGUUUCUAGUAAGAAGGAUCUGUGCUUCUUCAUCCACUGGUGCGACAUCCCGUUGUUCUCUGUCUCGACCUGGCGUGCGGUGUGA